Molecule: messenger RNA, 2547 nt
Organism: Apiotrichum porosum
Lineage: Eukaryota; Fungi; Basidiomycota; Tremellomycetes; Trichosporonales; Trichosporonaceae
Exons: 3
Coding region: 1-2547 (848 amino acids)
Biological process (GO): deadenylation-dependent decapping of nuclear-transcribed mRNA; P-body assembly
Cellular component (GO): P-body
Molecular function (GO): RNA binding
Source: RefSeq, a predicted model, not a curated record
AUGUCGGGCGGCUUCUUUGGCUUCGACACGGCCCUUCCUGGGCGUGACAACGCUCCGUCCGCCUCCGCUCCCGGCGGCACCGUUCACGGCUUCCAGGCGCGUGCCGAUGCCGACUCGUUCCUUGGCGGCGGCGGUCUCGGCGGCGCUGGCGAGGAGGAGGACCUUGCCGUUUACAACUGGGGCGAGGGCAUGGACACUGGCCUUCUUGAGGGCGGCGAUGACUUCAACGACGAGACCUUUGGCGACGUCGGUGACUUCAGCCAGGACUUCCAGUUCUCGUCGCAACCUGCGCCUACCCCGGCCUACCGCCAGCAGCCCCGUGGACCCAUUGCCUCUACCAAGAGCCACUUCCACCCCAAGGCUCAGGUGGACCUCUUUGCUGCCACCGAGGACGACUUCUACUCGUCCAGGCCUUCCACGAAGAAGUCUACCAAGCAAAACAAGAAGAAGGAGCCUGAGCCUCUCUGGGCCAAGGCAUCGCCUGCCAACCAGUGGGGUGCUUCCCCCGUGGCGCAGCCGCGCACGCCGACCCAGCAGCCCGCCCCCGCUGCCCGUCCUCCACCUGGCCAGAUCCUGUCGCUUGAUGAGAUUGAGGCAGACCUUGCGCGUACCAACAUCAACGUCCCGACUCCCCCUCCUGUUCAGCAGCAGCAGCAGCAGCCGCGUGUGCUGACUCUUGAGGAGAUUGAGAGCCAGAUGGUUGCCGGCACGCCUCCCCCUGUGGCCCACCAACCUCCUCAGGCCCAGCACCAGCAGCACGCUUCUCAGCACUCGAUCCACGUCCCCACUCCUCCUCAGCGCAACACUCCUCCCGUGUCUGCUGGCCUCAAUGGAUCCGGCCACUCGCAGCAACAGCAGGCUCUGCUUGACCAGAUGUUCCCCGAUCUUGGCUCAGUCCCCGCUCCCCAGCAGCAGCAGCAGGUUCCCGGCGGUCAGCAGGCCAUGGCGCCUUCGGGCCCCCACCAGCCCAGCCCUGAGGAGAUGGCGCACAUGGAGGAGCUUCACCGUCGUAUCGCCGGCAAGAUUGAGGCCAUGUCCAAGCACAACAACCUCAUGGGUAAUUCCGACAAGGACUUUAUCACGCGUAUCCAGCUCUCGCAGCUGGCCACGGCCGACCCUUACUCGUCCGACUUUUACGCCCAGGUCUACUCGGCUCUCAUCCGUCGCCAGCAGGCCGCGGACGGCCAAGGACCCACUGUCGUGCAGGUCGCUCCCGGUCUCGGCUUCGGUGUCGGUGCUCCCACCGGUAACCGUUUCGGCAAGAUGGGGACUGCGUCGAUGCAGCGUCUCACCACUCAGGUGAAGAAGCUUGUGUCGACCACUGCCAAGCGCCAGCAGAGCAACAUGUCCAACGACGCUCUGCAGGGUGCUCUUGGGCGUGUGCCGCGCGCUCGUAGCCAGGUCGCCCCUCGCCAGGUCCUUGCUGUUCCCGCCGCGACCAAGACCAAGCACCAGCCCAUCAACCAGCUCAACCAGAGCACUGGCCCGACCCGUCCUGCCCUCACUCGCAAGCAGGUCAUGUUUGCCCUUGAGGAGCUGUACGAUGACGUCCUCGAGAUUGAGCAGAUGCGCCGUGACGCCCCUCCCCCUACCGACGUGCCCGCUGUCGAGGCGUGGAACGCCGCCUGCGUUGCCAAGGUUGACGAGAUGUGGAACACUCUCAUGGUCAUGGAGCCUCUUGGCGUGUCCAACCCCCACCCGUUCAUCUCCCUCAUGAACCCUCUCAAGGGCCAGCGUCUUUUCCCUCGCCUCCUCCGCCACCUCCCCCAGCAGCAGUGUCUCACUCUGCUCACCCUCCUGAUCGCGACCUACCCCCAGCUCGACGUUGUCUCGCGCGCUCCCCCUCCUCCCGUCGCCGACUCGUCACUCCUCACCAAGGCCGACCGCCUCGACCGUGCGCGCCGCGAGGCCGAGACGGACAGCUUCCUCCACCACGUUAUCCCGGGAGUGGACGCCAUCAUCAACCAGUGCAACCUCGGCCUCGUCUCGGGUCUCCUUGGCAUCUGUUCGCAGCGCAUGGAGGUCUGGAAGGUCGGCGCCACCCGCCCCGGUGUUGCCCUCUUCACUGCCCUCCUGUCCAAGGCACAGUCGCUCGUCCGUGCGCCCCAGGACCCCAACCACCCCGAGGCCCAGCAGGACCCCGCCGAGCUCGAGCAGUGGCACAAGAUGUUCGACUACUUUUUGCAGAUCAUCCUCCCGCACCUGCCCGAGCUCUUCCCGUCCACCCAGGCGCAAAAAGUCGCGUUCGGCCCCGGUGCCUACCUUAUCGGCGCCGACGCCGCCGGCGCCAACCAGUUCAACGAAAAGGAAGGACUGGAGAUUGAGCGCCGCGAAGCCGAGGUGUGGGGUCUUGCCGCUGCCUUGGCCGUCAACGCGCCCGAGGACCAGCAGACCAACCUCGUGGCGGCGCUGCGCGAGAACAUUCUGCACUCUGUCACGGCGGCGCGCGACUCGCACACGCCGCGCGCCCGCGCCGAGAUGAAGCUGCGCAACGUCAACAUGUUCCUGCAUGGCCUGGGCCUCGACGCGAGCAUGGUGCCGACUUAG